AUGUUUGCUCGUCUUAGCCUGUACGAUGAUGGUAGCUUGUUAGCUGAACUGCAACUGAGACCGACUUGGACUGACCAAAUUAAUGAGAAACAGUUAUUAGAUGAGUCGCUAGUUUUUCGGUUUCAACAAGUGGGAAAUGGUAAGACUUCGAAUUUUAGACUGAAUGGAGAAUGGGUAUUAUGUUUUCGUGGAAGUGUGUGUAUACCGAGGGAUUCUAAGCUGAGGCAGGCUAUUCUGCUAGAGACACAUAGUAGUCCUUAUGCCAUGCAUCCUGGUGGGAACAAGUUAUACCGAGAUCUUCGUGAGUUGUAUUGGUGGCCUGGGUUAAAACGCGAAGUUACCGAUUAUGUGAUUCGCACUGAUUAUUCAUUACAGAAGUUGGCUAAGGUGUAUGUGGCUAAGAUUGUAAGAUUGCAUGGGACGGAUGGACAGUCUGAGAGAGUAAUUCAGAUAUUGGAAGAUAUGUUAAGAAGUUGUGUAUUGGAUUUUAAGGGCAGCUGGGAGGAUUUUUUGUCCUUGGCAGAAUUUACGUAUAACAACAGCUACCAGUCCAGGCCGGAGCUAAUUGCUGAUACAGAAGACAAGAUACUUAAGCGUGUAGGACCGGUUGCAUAUCAAUUUGAGUUGCCUCCGGAGCUAGAAAGAAUUCAUGACGUGUUUCAUGUUUCAAUGCUUAGGCGAUACCAUUCUGAUCCCUCGCACAUCAUGCCAAUUGAGGAAAUUGAAGUUAGGUCUGAUCUAACCAUUGAAGAGGAACCAGUGCAGAUAUUGGAGCAUGACGUUAAAGUGCUAAGAAAGAAAUCAGUUCCACUGGUCAAAGUACUUUGGCGUUUUGAACUUGAUGGAGCUAUUAAUGGGAUUAUUGCUAUUGCGUGA
Molecule: messenger RNA, 876 nt
Organism: Gossypium arboreum
Lineage: Eukaryota; Viridiplantae; Streptophyta; Magnoliopsida; Malvales; Malvaceae
Exons: 6
Coding region: 1-876 (291 amino acids)
Molecular function (GO): nucleic acid binding
Source: RefSeq, a predicted model, not a curated record